Molecule: messenger RNA, 1611 nt
Organism: Colletotrichum chrysophilum
Lineage: Eukaryota; Fungi; Ascomycota; Sordariomycetes; Glomerellales; Glomerellaceae
Exons: 4
Coding region: 1-1611 (536 amino acids)
Biological process (GO): carbohydrate transport; transmembrane transport
Cellular component (GO): membrane
Molecular function (GO): carbohydrate:proton symporter activity
Source: RefSeq, a predicted model, not a curated record
AUGGUGAAGAAGGUCGUCGCCUCUCAGCAGGUUGCUGACAACGUUGAGAUCGCGCGAGCUGAGGCUCCGCGAUUCGAAAAGGUCUACUGGCUGAAGGAGCCUCACCUUCGCAAGCUCUACUUCUCGACAAUCUUCCUCAUGGUCGCCUCGGCCACCACCGGUUACGAUGGUAUGCUCGUCAACACAUCCCAGCAGAUGCAGCGGUGGAAGGACUACUUCGGCGAUGGCGUCUCCGACAACAACAAGCUCGGAAUCCUUAUCAACAUGUUCAACAUCGGUUCCAUCAUCUCCUUCUUCAUCACUCCCUAUGUAGCCGACGGUUUUGGACGUAAGGUAGCCAUCAUCAGCGGCUGUAUCUUUAUGAUUGUCGGUGGUUGCAUCACUGCUUUCUGCAACGGCUGGGGAAUGUACAUUGGCGGUCGAUUUAUCCUCGGUUUCGGCAACUCACUGGCUCAGAUGUCAUCUCCCCUCCUGCUUACAGAGAUCUGCCACCCUCAACACCGUGGUCCAGUCACUGCCAUUUACAACUGCUUGUGGAACUUGGGUGCCCUGAUCGUCGCGAGUAUCGGCUGGGGAACUUCAUACGUCAACAAUGACUGGUGCUGGAGAUCGAUUACUUUCAUCCAAAUCGUUCCAUCAGUUAUCCAACUCAUCGGCAUCUGGUUCGUUCCAGAGUCGCCUCGUUACCUCAUCAACAAGGACCGCUCCGAGGAAGCCCUGGCCGUCUUGGCGAAGCACCACGCAGGUGGUGACUACAACAACGCGACUGUUCAGUUUGAAUUCCGCGAGAUGAAGGAGACCAUUUUGAUGGAGAGGAACGCCGACCGUACGACUAGCUACGUCGACUUUCUCAAGACCAAGGGCAACCGAUGGAGAUUGGCCAUCAUUAUCUCUCUGGGUAUCAUCUCACAGUACUCUGGCAACGCUCUCUUCUCCAACUACAUGGACGCCAUCUACGAAGGUGCCGGCAUCACAGAACAGAACCAGAAGCUCGCCAUCUCCACCGGCAAGUCGAUUCUUGAUCUCUCCUGCUCCAUCGGCGCCGCCUUGACUGUCGACUACUUUGGCCGCCGUCCUCUAUUCCUGGUCGCCAUCAGCGGUAUGGUCGGCUCCUUCGUCUGCUGGACCAUCACCGGUGCCGUCUACGAGAACUCUGGCGGCACCAACCAGGGUUCCGGAUAUGCUCAGCUGGUCUUCAUCUGGGUCUUUGGCAUCUUCUACGACAUUGGCUUCUCCGGUCUACUGAUCGCCUACGCCCUCGAGGUUCUGCCUUUCCAUCUUCGCGCCAAGGGUAUGAUGAUCAUGAAUAUUACCGUCCAGGCCAUUUUGGCCAUUGGCAACCAAACCAACAAGAUCGCGUGGGACGACCUUCCCAACCACUGGAACUUCAUGUUGUUCUACACCCUCUGGGACUUCUGCGAGCUCGUCUUUGUCUACUUCUUCUACGUCGAGACCAAGGGCCCAACUCUCGAGGAGAUCUCCAAGAUCUUCGACGGCGACGCGGCUGUUGCGCAUGUCGACCUGCACCAGGUCGAGAAGGAGAUCCAUGCCAACGACCACGAGGAGGACAUCAACCUUCGCGCUGCGCACAGCGAGAAGACUGCUGCCUGA